Cryphonectria parasitica EP155 is the source of this 162-nucleotide messenger RNA. RefSeq lists its product as uncharacterized. NCBI's taxonomy places the organism in Eukaryota, Fungi, Ascomycota, Sordariomycetes, Diaporthales, Cryphonectriaceae. The record is from RefSeq and is a predicted model, not a curated record. The coding region runs from base 1 to 162 and encodes 53 amino acids. The transcript has a single exon.
AUGGUCUGUCUUUACACGGCUUGUGGGAUCAGAAUCUCCGAGCUGACGCUCAAGAUGGUCCUCAAGAUGGUGCUUCAUGUGCCCUCUGAGGAGAGCAGUCUUGUUCGUGGGCUUGAGUUGCGGUACCUUAUCAGUUGCACAUUUGUGGUUCUCAUAGCCUAA